Messenger RNA from Aaosphaeria arxii CBS 175.79, 1216 nucleotides. Its product is annotated as FMN-dependent alpha-hydroxy acid dehydrogenase. The record is from RefSeq and is a predicted model, not a curated record. The transcript has a single exon. Gene Ontology annotation, molecular function: oxidoreductase activity; FMN binding. Bases 62 to 1216 code for a protein of 384 amino acids. Lineage: Eukaryota; Fungi; Ascomycota; Dothideomycetes; Pleosporales.
UUCUACUUGUGUACCUUCGUUCCUUUUUUUCUCCAUUCACUUCCGUAGUCUCUCCUUCACCAUGCGCCUUUCCCUACUUGCUUUGGCUUCAGUAGCCUUGGCUGCUCGCCCAUUCCUCGAUGAACCUGAUACUGGCAUCGAGGAGCAACUCGGAGAGAUUGUUGCCAACGGUACUCUUGCACCUCUCAAGUCCCUUGUCGGUCUCCCAGAUUUCCAAUGGUCUGCACGCCAGUUCAUGAAUGCCUCUUCGUACACGUAUUAUCGCAACGGUGCUGCUGGCGAAUGGUCUUACCGAAACAACCUUGAGGUGUUCAUGCGCUUCAAGCUCCGACCCCGCGUAUUGAAGGAUGUCACCAAGAUUCAAGACUCGAUCCCCACGACGAUUUUGGGCCAUAACUUCUCUGCCCCCUUCUUCAUCGCGCCUUGCGCUCGCGGAGGGUAUGCUCACCCUGAUGGUGAAGUCAAUUUCGUCAAGGGCGCCGCUGCUGGCGACAUCUUGUACAUGGCUUCAUUGUACUCCUCCAGGUCCAUGGACGACAUCACCGCAGCAAAGGGCAACAGCUCCCAGGUGCUUUUCCAACAGGUCUAUCUCACCGAGAAUAUGACCGAGACCCAACAAUUGUUCCGCAAGAUCGAAGCUGCAGGCUCGAAGGCUAUCGUCUUGACCGUCGACGGACCUGGUACCGGCAUCCGGCACCGUGCAGCACGCUUCGGUGUUGGAUCCGCAAACAUUGACCUCAACCUUCUCACAUGGGAGAAGUACCACACUCUUUCCAACAUGACUUCUCUUCCCAUUAUCCCCAAGGGAAUCCAGACCGUCGAUGAUGCACGCGAAGCCGUUGCCAACGGAGUGAAGGCCAUUUACCUAUCCAACCACGGCGGUCGUCAACUCGACGGAGCUCCAUCGUCUCUCGAGGUAGCACUCGAGAUCCACCAGAACGAACCCGAUAUCUUCAAGCAGGUCGAGGUCUAUGCUGAUGGUGGCGUUCGAUAUGGUUCCGAUGUGCUCAAGCUCCUUUCUCUCGGUGUCCGUGCGGUUGGUGUUGGCCGUCCUUACAUGUUCAGUAACAUCUACGGAGAGGAAGGCGUCAAGAGGGUUACCGAGAUGCUCAAGUUCGAGCUCAUCAACGAUGCAGCGAACGGUGGUAUCGGAGAUCUCAAGAAGAUCGGUCCUGAGUGGGUUGACUGGAGGGCGUUGAACGGAUGGUACAGCUAG